Molecule: messenger RNA, 3591 nt
Organism: Arabidopsis arenosa
Lineage: Eukaryota; Viridiplantae; Streptophyta; Magnoliopsida; Brassicales; Brassicaceae
Source: the annotation of a GenBank genome assembly
AACACUUGUCCUUCCCUAAAACCCUAAUUUCAAAAUCGACUGAUGUUAGCGAUUCGAUCGUCGAAUUACCUCCGAUGCUUACCUUCUCUCUGUACUAAAACCCAAAUUUCUCAAUUCUCCUCCGUGUUACUGUCUUUUAGCCGCCAAGUUUCCCACUUGCGCCUUAGCUCGUGCCAUAGAGCCAUGUCUUCUUCCCGCCCUUCUGCAUUUGACGCUCUCAUGUCCAAUGCUCGCGCAGCCGCCAAGAAGAAGACGCCCCAGACCUCUACUCCGUCUCGCUCGCCGAAUAAAAGGAAAAUUGAGGAAAUCCAAGAUGCUAAUUUGGUCAAAACUCUUGUUUCCGAAGGUACACUUCCAAAACCGGAGGAUCCUAUUUCUGAUUCUGCAAAACCCAGAUCGGAUACGUCGUCAAUUGCGGAAGAUUCGAAGACCGGAACGAAAAAGGCUAGGACUUUGAGCAAGACGGAUAAAAUUGACGAAAUGAAGAGCACAAUUGGAUUGUUGAAGAAGAAGCCUAAUGAUUUCGAUCCUGAAAAAGUGUCUUGCUGGGAGAAAGGGGAGAGAGUUCCGUUUCUGUUUCUCGCAUUGGCUUUUGAUCUGAUUUCAAAUGAAAGUGGCCGGAUUGUGAUUACUGAUAUUUUGUGUAACAUGUUGAGAACCGUUAUUGCCACUACUCCUGAGGAUUUGGUCGCUACUGUUUAUCUUGCGGCAAAUGAGAUUGCCCCUGCUCAUGAAGGUGUAGAAUUGGGAAUUGGUGAGGGUACAAUUAUCAAGGCUAUCUCUGAAGCUUUUGGUAGAACUGAGGAUCAUGUUAAGAAGCAGAAUACGGAACUGGGAGAUUUAGGGCUUGUUGCAAAAGGAAGCCGGUCGACUCAGACUAUGAUGUUCAAGCCCGAACCAUUGACUGUUGUCAAGGUCUUUGAUACGUUUCGACAAAUUGCUAAGGAAAGUGGAAAAGAUAGCAAUGAAAAGAAGAAGAAUCGAAUGAAGGCACUUCUUGUGGCAACAACAGACUGUGAACCUCUUUACUUAACACGUCUACUUCAGGCAAAAUUGCGGUUAGGGUUCUCAGGUCAGACUGUCUUAGCCGCCUUGGGACAAGCCGCUGUGUAUAAUGAAGAGCACUCAAAGCCACCCCCAAAUACCAAGUCUCCCUUAGAAGAGGCUGCGAAGAUUGUUAAACAAGUAUUCACGGUACUUCCUGUCUAUGACAUUAUUGUUCCUGCUCUUCUAACUGGUGGUGUGUGGAAUCUUCCAAAAACUUGUAACUUUACAUUGGGUGUUCCAAUUGGACCCAUGCUUGCAAAACCAACCAAAGGUGUAGCAGAGAUACUGAAUAAAUUCCAGGACAUCGUUUUCACAUGCGAAUACAAAUAUGAUGGGGAACGUGCACAGAUACAUUUUAUGGAAGAUGGUACAUUUGAGAUAUACAGUCGAAAUGCUGAAAGAAACACUGGGAAGUACCCGGAUGUUGCUCUUGCAUUAUCAAGAUUAAAGAAGCCCUCUGUGAAAUCUUUUAUUCUGGAUUGUGAGGUUGUUGCUUUCGACAGGGAGAAAAAGAAAAUUCUUCCGUUCCAGAUUUUGAGCACUCGAGCCCGUAAAAAUGUGAAUGUCAAUGAUAUCAAGGUUGGCGUAUGCAUCUUUGCUUUUGACAUGUUAUAUCUAAAUGGCCAACAACUUAUCCAAGAGAAUCUUAAUAUUCGCCGAGAGAAGCUAUACGAAUCAUUUGAAGAAGAUCCGGGGUAUUUCCAGUUUGCAACUGCUCUAACAUCUAGCGAUAUCGAUGAAAUACAAAAGUUUCUUGACGCUUCUGUUGAUGUUGGCUGUGAAGGUUUAAUCAUUAAAACAUUGAACUCGGAUGCUACAUAUGAGCCUGCCAAGCGAUCGAAUAAUUGGCUAAAACUGAAGAAAGACUAUAUGGACAGCAUUGGGGACUCAAUGGAUCUUGUACCAAUUGCUGCUUUCCAUGGACGUGGCAAACGCACAGGUGUCUAUGGUGCAUUUUUACUCGCUUGCUAUGAUGUUGAUAAGGAAGAGUUUCAGAGCAUUUGUAAAAUCGGUACUGGAUUUUCUGAUGCCAUGCUUGACGAACGGUCAUCCAGUCUUCGCUCUCAAGUGAUUGCUACUCCAAAACAAUACUACCGAGUUGGAGACAGCCUCAAUCCAGAUGUUUGGUUUGAGCCCACUGAGGUCUGGGAAGUGAAAGCAGCUGACUUGACAAUUAGUCCUGUGCACCGUGCAGCUACCGGCAUUGUGGAUCCUGAUAAGGGAAUUUCUCUUCGUUUUCCUCGUCUACUUCGUGUACGGGAAGACAAGAAGCCAGAGGAUGCAACAUCAUCUGAGCAGAUUGCUGAGAUGUACCAAGCUCAGAAACACAAUCAUCCAAGUAAUGAAGUCAAAGGAGAUAACUCAGCUGACUUUUCUGGUUAUAGCUCGAGAAGGUUAUCUCUUCCUCGAUUGUCUACCAUUCAGCAAAGAGACAGAAUCAUGUUGAAUUCUCCAAGUACAUGUACUGUUACCAUUGAGGUUUUGGGGCACGAAUUAAAAUUUGCUCAGGAUCCUAAUUCGAAGCAUUUAGGAACAACCGUGUGGGAUGCGUCCAUGGUGUUUGCCAAGUAUCUGGGGAAAAAUUGCAGGAAGGGAAGGUUUAGUCCAUCUAAACUGAAAGGGAAACGUGCUAUUGAACUAGGAGCAGGUUGUGGCGUUGCAGGAUUUGCUUUGGCGAUGCUGGGGUGUGAUGUGGUUACAACUGACCAAAAGGAGGUAUUACCACUACUAAAGAGGAAUGUAGAAUGGAAUACGUCCACAAUCUUGCAGAUGACUCCUGGUUCAGCAUCAUUUGGAUCGCUCCGAGUUGCAGAACUUGACUGGGGAAAUGAAGAUCAUAUAAGGGCCGUUGGGCCGCCCUUUGACUAUGUCAUCGGUACUGAUGUUGUAUAUUCUGAGCAGCUUCUGGAACCUCUAUUGCGUACGAUACUUGCGCUAUCAGGGCCAAAGACAACAGUUAUGUUGGGAUAUGAGAUACGUUCGACUGUUGUUCAUGAUAAAAUGCUUCAGAUGUGGAAAGACAACUUUGAAGUCAAAACCAUACCGAGGUCCAAGAUGGAUGGUGAAUACCAAGACCCGAGCAUUCAUCUGUACAUCAUGGCACAGAAAUCUCCUGCCGAGAGCUCUGGAAACGUGAGCCGAGAUGAAGUUGUUAUUGACACAGAAGAAACAAAGUGUGAGACGAAAGUCCCAACUGGAGAAUGCCAGAACAGGGUGGAAGAGGAAGCUGUUGUUACACAUGGUCCUCGUCUAAAUGAAGAUAGUUUGUUGAUGAGACUACGGGACGGAAAGCUAAGUGAAUGGGAGAUGAGAAGGUAUGGUACAGUUGCUGCACAGCUUCUCCGUGACGUUAAGAUAGAUGUUAAGGUGAAAAAAUAACCUUCCAUUAGCGACUUUCAGAGCCUUGUUCCUCAAGAUCCACCACUUUGAUUUUUAGUUUUGGUAUCAGGGACAGGGAGAAUGUAUACAAUGAAUUGAUCUUGUAGACUUCUAUUAAUGAUUUAGCUGUUUGUGCUACAUUCCAUAUAAAAAUCACAGUUAAUU